AUGACAGAAUCUGGGUCUUCAGCUGCACCACUGGAAUUGCAGGCUUCUUCGCAUGGGUCGCAAUCGCAGAUCCACAUUCACCACCAUCAUCACUACCACCGCAGAUCGGCCAGCGAGGGCAACUCACAAGCAAAGAGAGAAUCAGCAGAAGGUUCUGCUAACAGCAGUAAUGGUAGUGGUAAAAAGUCAUCCUAUCAGUCCCUCAAAUCACUCACGCUUCGAAAUUUGGAUGCAAAACAACACUUUCUAAUCGCCGUGUGCAGAGACGUUUCGUUGCUGCCUCCAUUGCUGUCUCUGGCACGAUCUCUGAAAAAGGCCUGGGAGUUGUCGUAUCGGUCAGAAUUGCUACAAGUGGGACUUUCUCGCGUGUGGCACAAGCAACCCGCCCUUCAGAAGACGCAGGCGUCUUCUGCGGCGGUCGAUUCCGAUUUGAUGUCGCAGCUCCUCGUGGCACGCUCGUCUGAAUACCUAUUGUGUUCACUGUGGUGCGUAGUCUCUGCAUAUUUGACGUAUGCAAUACUGGACUCGUUGAUGGUGCGGUGGAUUGUGAAAUAUUCCACGGUCGCCGCGAUCUUGCGCAUGUUUUCGAUGUCUCUGUUGAUCAUCACGCUCGAAAUGCUACUAUUGUCGUCCUUGUCACCCAAAGGUGACUAUUUUUUGCACACAUGGAUCCUCAUCAGCUGCAUGUUAACGGGCGCAUACAUUUGGCAAAGUUUUCUGACAUCUGACCUGAAUUACGUCGAACAGGAACCUUCUCAAACCGUAUCUACCGAUGAGAGCUCCAGCACGUCUUCACCACGUCCGAAUCCUUCGUCGGCGUCCCAAUCUGGCGUUUCUUCGGGCCAGGUCACGUGCACAGCGACCACCACUGGCACUACAACUACCACCACAUCAUCAUCAUCAUCGGAUAGCCGCAAACGCAGACGAAGUUCUCGAUAUUUGCGUCUCACGAAAAACCAUCAAAUUCAUCUUUACAACAUCACUGUAUUUUGUGUGGUCCCGGUGGGACUGGCAAGUUUCAUCACCAUGGUCGGAUUGCUGCGAAACCUGGUAAUCCAGCGGCUAGAUUUGGAACAACUAGAGCAUUUGAUCACGCAUAAUUAUUCCGGUUGA
Lachancea sp. 'fantastica' is the source of this 1113-nucleotide messenger RNA. The record is from the annotation of a GenBank genome assembly. Lineage: Eukaryota; Fungi; Ascomycota; Saccharomycetes; Saccharomycetales; Saccharomycetaceae.